CAGAGCCCUCCGCUGCCGCCGGCUCCCAGCCCUGGGGCCGCGCCGACCUCCGCGCGCUACUUCCCGCCGCCGAGAGAAGCCCCUCCACAAAGGAGCGAGGCAGCAGGAGGCGGGGGAUACCCGCACGCCCGGCCGCUCCGUCCGGAUGCGGUGAGCCCCCGCCUCGCCUCCGGGGCCGCGUCAGUGCGGGAGGGAAGAAGCGGAGUGGCGGUGGCUCUCCGGCUGCCACCAUGGGCUGCUGCACGGGGCGCUGCACGCUGAUCUUCCUCUGCUCGCUGCAGCUGCUGGCAGCAUUAGAGAGACAAAUCUUUGACUUCCUGGGUUUCCAGUGGGCUCCUAUCCUUGGCAAUUUCCUACAAAUAAUAGUUGUCAUUUUGGGUUUGUUUGGAACCAUCCAGUUUAGACCUCGAUAUAUAGUCGUGUACACGGUGUGGACUGCCCUGUGGGUCACCUGGAAUGUUUUCAUUAUCUGCUUCUAUCUGGAAGUAGGCGGGCUUUCUAAGGAAACGGAUCUCAUGACCUUUAACAUCUCCAUGCACCGCUCCUGGUGGCGGGAACACGGGCCCGGCUGCAUACGAAGGGUGGUGCGUCCUUCUUCCCCUGGCAUCCUAGAGGAUUACUCCUACGUCUCGGUGACAGGCUGCAUCAUUGAUUUCCAGUACCUAGAGGUCAUUCACAGCGCUAUCCAAAUACUCCUCUCACUGGUUGGAUUUGUGUAUGCCUGUUAUGUGAUCAGUAUUUUCAUGGAGGAGGAGGACAGCUUUGAUUUCAUAGGUGGACUUGACACAUACUCCUACCGACAGCCCCCCCAGGAACAUGUUGAGUUAAAGCCUGUAAAGCCUGUAGGUCGAAGUAAGUAAUGAACAUGGAUUCAAGACUUCUGCUGCUGUAGCUGAAGAAACAGAUUUUAGAAAAAAAAGACCAACCUUGUGACUCAUCGUUCUGGAAGAAACCCACCACAUCUGUUCCUCACGGCAUGUGGAUUAUUCUUCCCACAGGCUCAGUGUCAUUAUCAGCGUUGUUAUUUCGUAGAUCCUUGUAGACGAUCUUGAAUUUUUAAAUAAUUUACUUCUAUGGACACUUGUAAAUUGUAAAUUCUUUUCUUUUUUAAUUUCAAUAUUUUUACAAUGUUUAGUGUUGAGGCAUGAAAACAACCUGUGAAAACUAGGAGGAAGGUGCAUCUUUCUCAAAAAAUCAGUGUUUUUUGACUGAGAGGAUCAUACUGUGCCUGGUCAAGAUUGUGUCAGUAAACAGUAAUUUUGACUCCAAAAUAUGCAGCAAGAGUCAAACCCUAAUAGUGUUCAAGAGAUCAUUUCAAUGCUGUCUUUAGAACUCACAAUGUCCACUCCUUGCAUUGUUUGAACUGCUGAAUGCAGUAGGGAUUGAUCUAUCACUCUUCCUACCCAGAUGUUCAAGCACUAAUGUACUCACCUAACUAUUGCAAUUCAUAUGUGACUCCUCCUUUCCUAAUCUCUUUUGCCCCAAGUCCAUCUCCAGUAGCUGUCUCUGAAGAGAAGUAGGACAACUGCUCAAUGGAUGUCCAUCUCUAGGAACCCUUACACCCAGGGCUGUUUAGAUGUCUGUGAUUUGCACAUUUUUAAACUCCUUUCCUCCCUUCUCCCAGGAAGAAGCCAAGCAUGAAUGUACAGUAUGAGGCACCAACUGAAGCCUUAGAAGCCUCUGGGGACUAAUUUUUCUCUUAAUUUAAAAGUAAACAAGCAAAACUGAAAAAUGCGUGUAAAAAUUUGUAAAGCUAUUUGUAAAUACUUCUAGACAAAGAACAUGUAUGUAACUGUGGUAUUUUGUUUUCUAUUCUGUCACCACUAGCAUAAAGUGAUACACAAAGCUA
Messenger RNA from Parus major (Great Tit), 1849 nucleotides. It is a transcript of the gene NKAIN3, whose product is annotated as sodium/potassium transporting ATPase interacting 3. The record is from RefSeq and is a predicted model, not a curated record. Bases 231 to 860 code for a protein of 209 amino acids. NCBI's taxonomy places the organism in Eukaryota, Metazoa, Chordata, Aves, Passeriformes, Paridae. The transcript has 7 exons. Gene Ontology annotation, biological process: regulation of sodium ion transport.